Messenger RNA from Odobenus rosmarus divergens (Pacific walrus), 1842 nucleotides. RefSeq lists its product as uncharacterized. Gene Ontology annotation, molecular function: structural molecule activity. The transcript has 8 exons. The record is from RefSeq and is a predicted model, not a curated record. NCBI's taxonomy places the organism in Eukaryota, Metazoa, Chordata, Mammalia, Carnivora, Odobenidae. The coding region runs from base 1 to 1842 and encodes 613 amino acids. Gene Ontology annotation, cellular component: keratin filament.
AUGAGUUGCAGACAGUUCACGUCCUCCCCGUGGGGCCGCAACAGCUCUGGGGGCAGUGGGGGCAGCAUGAUGUCCUCGUUCAGCGGCAUGAGCUGCUCAGGGGCUGGUGGAGGAGGGGGCAGAUUCAGCUCUUCCAGUAGCUACGGAGCAGGGAGCUCUGGGGCCUGUGGGAGGGGAGGUGGUGGCAGUUUCGGCUCCAGGUACGGCAGAGGAUCUGGGGGUGGUUUUAGUGCUGGUAGCUUUGGUGGACGUUCUAGGGGUUUCAGUGGUGGCUCUGGAGGAUGCUUUGGAGGUGGAUCUGGAGGAGGCUUUGGGGGCUCUGGGGGCUUUGGUGGUAGUUCUGGAGGAGGCUUUGGGGGUGGUUCUGGAGGAGGCUUUGGUGGUGGUUUUGGAGGAGGCUUUGGGGGGUCUGGGGGCUUUGGCAGUGGCUUUGACAGUGGUGCUGGUGGUAUUCUGGGCGCUGAUGAGAAGACCACCAUGCAGGACCUCAAUUUCCGGCUGGCCUCCUACUUGGAUAAAGUGCAGGCACUGGAGAAUGCCAACAAGGAACUGGAGAAUAAGAUCCGAGAAUGGUAUGACAAGCAGGGGCCCAGGGCCUUCCAUAGGGAUUACUCAUCUUACUAUUACACUAUCGAAGACCUCAAGAACCAGAUUGUGAACAUCACAGUGAACAGCAGUAAGACUCUCCUGGAUCUUGACAACACUCGCAUGACAUUGGAUGACUUCAGGAUGAAGUAUGAGAUGGAGAACAGCCUGCGACAAGGAGUGGAUGCUGAUAUCAAUGGCUUGCGGAAGGUGCUAGAUGAUCUGACCAUGCAAAAGUCUGACCUGGAGAUGCAGUAUGAGUCUCUGCGGGAGGAACUGAUUGCCCUCAAGAAGAAUCAUGAUGAGGAGAUGAACCAGCUGACUGGGCAGAACUCUGGAAAUGUCAGUGUGGAGAUAAAUGCUGCUCCUGGCAAAGAUCUCACCAAGAUCCUCAAUGACAUGCGUGAGGAGUAUGAGCGGAUCAGUGCUAAGAACCGUAGGAACAUUGAGGAGCAAUAUGAGACUCAGAUGAGCCAGAUGGAGCAGGAGGUGAUGAAUAGUGGCCGGGAGAUGAAGUCCAACCACAAGGAGGUGACCCAGCUCCGGCACAGCAUCCAGGAGAUGGAGAUUGAGCUGCAGUCUCAGCUCAGCAGGAAAUCAGCCCUGGAGAAGUCCUUGGAAGACACCAAGAACCGCUACUGUGGCCAGCUGCAGCAGUUGCAGGAGCAGAUCAGUAACCUCGAGGGCCAGAUCACUGAGAUCCGGGAAGAGAUUGAAUGCCAGAAUCAGGAAUACAGCCUUCUGCUCAACAUCAAGACACGGCUGGAGCAGGAAAUUAAGACCUACCACAGCCUCCUUGAGGGUUGCCAGGAGGACUUUGAAUCUCAUGAAUCUGGACGAAGUCACUUUGGAGGUGGCAGAAGUAGAUAUAAAGGUGGAAGUGGAGGCAGUUACGGAAGAGGAUCCUGGGGAGGAAGUGGAGGCAGCUAUGGUGGAGGAAGUAGUUUUGGAGGAAGAACUGGAGGCAGCCACGGAGGAGGAAGUGGUGGCAGCUACGGAGGAGGGAGUGGAGGCAGCUAUGGUGGAGGAAGUAGUUUUGGAGGAAGAACUGGAGGCAGCCACGGAGGAGGAAGUGGUGGCAGCUACGGAGGAGGGAGUGGAGGCAGCUAUGGUGGAGGAAGUAGUUCUGGAGGAGGACGUGGUGGUGGCUAUGAAGAAGGAAGUGGGUCCAAAGGAGGAAGUGGAAGACCAUCUCAGUCCCAGUCCUCUUCCUCCAAAUCUGGUGAAUGUGAUGAUAAACAAGGCUACCAGAAUUGA